Messenger RNA from Leptomonas pyrrhocoris, 5997 nucleotides. RefSeq names its product protein kinase-like protein. Gene Ontology annotation, molecular function: protein tyrosine kinase activity; ATP binding; protein serine/threonine kinase activity. The coding region runs from base 3655 to 5997 and encodes 780 amino acids. Gene Ontology annotation, cellular component: cytoplasm. The transcript has a single exon. Gene Ontology annotation, biological process: peptidyl-serine phosphorylation; peptidyl-threonine phosphorylation. NCBI's taxonomy places the organism in Eukaryota, Euglenozoa, Kinetoplastea, Trypanosomatida, Trypanosomatidae. The record is from RefSeq and is a predicted model, not a curated record.
AGUCUUUUUCCUUAAUAACACGUGUCUUGGAUAUGAACCUAUUAUCACCGGCUGUAAACGCAUAACAUUAACAUUUUCUAUUCAGUACCCACCGCUAAGACACCGAAAAGGAGUCUGCUUUACUGAAAUUCUCAUUACCACAAUCAAAGAACAAGGCACUGUAUUUCCUCGCGGUCUUACACAGCUUUGCGUUACAUACCAACAACCGUUUUUUUAAAAGCCAUCGAUCAGGUACUUCUCAAAUUGUCCGCACCACGGGAAAAAGAUUCUUCUCUUUCUUCUUUUUCUUUUCUCUCAUCAAAAGACAAAAAGCGAAAAGGAGAUCUCGUUGAUUUGAAUCCUUAUUAGCUUGCAUCUCUUUUGUUUUCUGUUUUCUCCUUCUUUGGAAAGCAGUAGAAGAAGAAGGCAAGCAAAAAAGAUACGCAGUUCAGAAGGAUUCUGCUACGCAAUUCACUCAUAUCGAUACACUAGAGCGCCGCGUUUGCCCCGGGAACGGCGUUUCUUCUUCGGAGAGACGCCUUGCCUUUUCACACGCCCGUGUUAGGAAUUGACGAUCUGUUUUGCAGAGCCGUGAUCCUUUUCCUUAAACGUUUCUUUCUCUCUCUUUUUUUUAUGCACUGAGAGAAAGGAGAAGAACAAGAAGAAGCGCUUGCUUUUGUUGUCACAGCUAUCAGUGACUCUUUUUUCCUGUGAUAUCAUUAAGCAAGCACACACUCCGAACGAUAUCAUAUAUACAUACACACACACCCACAAAAGAAUUUUGUUUCCGAAAUUCAACGUUUACCUGUGCGUGAAAUACUGAAGAUAGUUUCGCGCGAUAGCUUACCGUUAUCUAUCUGUCUCUAUAUCUAUCUUUUUAUAACAAGAAGAAGACGAACGCUCCGAUUGAAACGCAACACAAAACUGUCAGGAAGCUUCAAGACACACAUCGCCGUCUGAACCGAUUCCACUUCGGUUGGUGUCUUGCCGUGCGAGCUCUCCUCUCCCGCCUUUUUUCUUCGAUACCCACCUUGUUCGUUUGCGUCUUGGUUUGCCCUCUCUCUUCCACUUCUUUUUGUACUUCGACAACAUCAGUAGAAGAAAAAGGAGCGACUGAGAAAGGCCAGCAGGCACGCGAGGGCUCGUGAAGAACAAGUAGGAGAAGCUAUCUUCGCACACAAGGGAAGCAACAUUUCAUAUUGACGUUUUAGUUUUUCGUGGCUCCCAAAGCAGUUCUCGAUUUUUCGCAUUAUUACUACUAUUAUUGGCGCCUCAGUCUUUCUUUUGUUUUCCCCUUGCAACUCGAUAAUAAUCUAUUAUCACCUCUCUUUUUUUGUUUUCGCUCGCUUUUUUUUUUUCUAUUCAAGUCUUUCAUUUCUUCUUUUUGUUCUAGUUUUAGUUUCAGAUUCGUUAUUCUUUCCUAGCUUUGUUUUCUUUCUUCUCUUCCGUCUUUUUUUCUCUUCUCUCUUCUCUCUUUUGCUUGACGUUUUGAUUUUUCUUCAUCAUUUUGCUCUUUUUUUCUUUUCUCUACAUCUUGCUUUCGUCUUCGAUUUGCCUCCCUUAAGUUAAAGCAAGCUUCCACUCUGAUUCGUUUACACUUCUCACGUCACCUUUUUCUCUCUUUUUCUUUCCGUUUUUUUUUCUCGUUCACUGAUUUUGAAGUUUUAUUUCUGCCCCAACUUUCGUCUUUCUUAGGUGCGACUAUCUCCUCGACAUCUCUGUAUAGCCCCCCCCCUCUUUUCUUUUCUGUCAGGGCAUUCAGAGAGAGGUAUUUCUAGAAUUGCGCGCUCAAUACGUCAACGCCUUUCUUUCUUUUUCAUUUCCUAAACUACCUCUCACUCUCUCUUCUUCUUUUUGUUUGGUUUUGUUUUUCACUUCUCCUCGUUUACAUUCCCGUAUUUCUGUUUUUUUCCCCGUGUGUCUUUGGGAUACUGCGUUGUCCUGAAGAAGCCAUAUAGUAUUUCCAAAAGACAAAAACACACACCGCACGAGGAAACUAUUCCCUGCUUACCCACGAACGUAGACGUAUUUGUAGUCACACCUACAUUGACUAUCCCAACUCCAGUUCUUUCUAGGUGAAGCUGAAAGGCUGAAGAUACCUUUUUUUCUAUUCUUUUUCUUCCUCGCAGGAAAAGAAUUGAAGAGCGAAGGCAGACGAGAAAAAGUGGUUUUCUUUUUCUUCCACUUCACACUCCAGCUUUACGUUUUCGUCAAGGGUGAAACUGGCAAAUCCCUGUGGCGACAAGAUCGACAAAAAGUCUGGAAAACGCCUUUCUUUUCUCGCAUAGUAGAAGUAGAGUGAUAUAUAUAUUUCUGUUUACUCCUUUGCGUACUCCUUUGAGUACUGCUUUUUUCCCCUUCUUUUCAUUUUUCCGGUGUGUGUAUUUGUCACACGUUUGUUUCUCUGGUUUCCUCUUUCAGGACUUUCUUUUAUUUCUUUAUUUAUCUAUUUACUGAUUGAGAAGGGCUGCCGGUUUUUUUUUCUCGAGUAAUUCUCCUUUUACUGUAUCGUCGUUGCACAUUCCAAUUCCUCUCUCAACUUGAGUAGUGCUCUCUCCACACCUGCAUACACAAGCCUACGUCGAAGGUGUAGAUCGAUUUCAAUUCCUCUUUCUCUUGUUUUUCCCCUCGUGGAUUCACUUGGAUUCCCUACGCUUUAUUUUUCUCUCUUUGUUUGACUAAGUCGCUCUCUUUUUUUUCUUUUGCUUCUCUUUGGUUCAUCCACUUUCAUCAGUUUUAGUGAAGCUUGAUCUUUUCAGGUUAACAGGAAAGAGGUAGGGGCGAAAGGGAUCGAUUAUCUUACCUCUUUUGUUUUUUUUUGUGUCAACCUUCAGGUGAGAACUUUAAAAAUAGUCUUUACCUUGUAUCUCCUUGUCAUUUGAUCGUUACGCUGUACUUGGAUAUCAAUCAGACUAUUUUCGGCUUUACAUACAUCUCAGUUUUCGAUCUUUUUUCUGUUUUGUUUUCUGCGCGUUCUUUUCGCCUUUGAUUUCCACUCUUUCGUUUCUGUGCUUCUUUGCUGUUUUACGCUAAUUUCCCGUUAACAACAACAAAAAGACUGUCUUUGGCUUAAUUUUUCUUCUUCUUUUUUGUCAAACCGUUGAAUAGGUAAAUCAAAGUUGCACCGUUGUAAGGAACUUCGCGAAGAGAACAACAGCUACUUGACCACACAGCUUGGUGGCAUUUAAAAAGCUGUUCUCUUCGAUUCGGCCAAGAGAAGCUGUGUUUCAAUACGUUUUGCUUUUCGUUUUGUGAAGCUCAACGGCUUUACAUACCCUUCUCUUUUCGUUCUGCUAGUCGUCUCUCUUCAUCCGACCUUCAUUGUCAUUUAGAAAAGGUGCUAGCAAAAGCCUUCUUUUUUCUUGACAAUCGGUGUUGUUAGGGAGUCCACAGCAGAACAAGUGUCCGAAAACGGACAAACCAAAAAAACCACCAAAAAACUCUGCGUAGUUGUUGAAAAGGAUCGUUCUUGCUGAUCAAGUUCCAAUAGAACAAAGAAAAGAAAAGAUUUUUUUCGUCCCCUCCCCCCUUCCACCACCAUCACGUAGUUUCGUGGUCUUGCUUUUUUGUUUUGUUUAAAGAAGCAGUCUAGUGGUGCGGAGCUCUACCUGUGUGUUUUUCUUCCCGUUUUUCACAUCUAUCUUGUUUUUAUUGCUGUUUUUCAACGUGUGAAGGAUGAAGUCGUACCGCAUUCCUGCGUCUUACCAGAAGGGACGCUACGUCCCCAGCAAGGUGCUUGGCACGGGCACCUACGGUCAGGUGAUUAGGUGCUACGACACCAUGACAGGCAAGGAGGUGGCUGUGAAGGUGGCACAGAGCGACGCCGCCUACCGCCGCUCCGCACUUAACGAGAUCAGCGCGCUCGUAGCGCUGAAGGAAAACCACGACUCCGUCAACAUUUUGGACUCCUUCGAGGAUGAUGGCCACGUCUGCAUCGUCUCGGAGCUGCUGGACCGCAACCUCUUCGAGGUGCUGCGGAACCGUGGCUUUGGCCCCCUCUCGCUGAGCGAGGUGCGCCAGGUGGCGAAGCACGUCUUGGGCGCCCUGGCCGCCCUGCACAACACCGGCUUUAUUCACUGCGACAUCAAGCCCGAGAACAUCAUGCUGCGCUGCCACGAGUCCACCAGCUCGGACAACUCGCCCGCACUCCACCCUUUCAACGGCGACGGCUUCAACAACAGCGGCUGCUCCAACCGCAGCGGUGAGCUGCCCAGCAACACCCACACCUUUGCCCCUGGGCAGGAGAUGAUGAUGGUGGACUCAAACAGCAACCUCAACAACCAACUGUGGCGCAACUCGAGCGCCAUCGACGCGGCGGCGGGCAGCUCGCACUCCGCAGCCUUCUUCGAAAGCGAGUUGAACUUCGGCUUUUCGCAGCGCUACGGGCCCAAGACGAUGGGGCGGAGCAGCAACGGCAACGCCGCGCGCAACGGCAGCAGCAGCUUCGAUGCCCUCUUCGGCACCUCGCCGACGUCAAACAAUAACAACAGCAGCAGCAACGGCAUGCGCAACGACAGUCGAGUGGAGCGCAACUUCCCCGCGCCCAGUGAAGAGGAGGCGGAGCGGCGGCGCAGUAGCAUCGCCUUCAGUCCUUACUGCCGCACCUGCCUCAUCGACUUCGGGGCGGUGCGCCGCUUCCACGAAAACACGUACUACGAUGUUCAGUCCCUGUGGUACCGCGCGCCGGAGGUGCUGUGCGGGCUACCCUACACAACCGCCAUCGACUCGUGGAGCGUCGGCUGCGUGCUCUUUGAGCUCUUCACCGGCAAGCCCUUCUUCCCCGGCGAGAACCCGCAGCAGCAGCUCUCUCUCAUCGUCCAGCACGUCGGCUACCCCUCGCAGACGGCCCUCUCCAUGGGAUGCCUGGCCUGCCAGUACAAUCUGCCGAUGUUGCACGUAACGGCGGAAAGCCGUCGCGAGCACGUGCGGCAGUGGGUGCGGUCGUGGCGCGAGGCGGGGCUGCAGCGGUGGCGCAAGCACCAACUGCAGAAGCAACAGGACGCCAUCCCACCGCUGCGCAACCCCCGCUCGCGCUACACGGCCGACAGCAGCAGCUCCACCGACGACGACGACGCCGUCGCGAACGGCAACCCCUUUGACGAGUCCGACGUCGACGGCACCUCUGAAGAGCGCGAGCUGCUGAUCGACCUGAUCUGUGAGCUGCUGAACCCGGACGAGACGCAGCGGCUGAGCUGCACGCAGGCCCAGCAGCACCCCUUCCUGAGCGCCCUGCAGUGCUGCAACGCGACGCCGUGCCCGUUCACCGCGACGCCGGUGGUGUGCCUUGGGACGCAGUCUGCCAUGCCGCAGCAGGUGCCGUGCGUGAUGGCCUCCAUGCCCAUGGCGCACCCCGUCAUGAUGGCCGCCUCUCCGGUGAGCUUGCAGAUGGGCUGCUCGCCUGUGAGCCCCUUCAUGCUUCACACCGCCGCCGGGUCCACCGUGCCCUACACAGCGUCGCAGAUGGACUCCAUGGCGCCGGGGCUGGACAUGAACAGCUCCUCCGUGGGCAUGGCGCCGCACCAGCAGCCCCCGCCGGCCUUCGGCGCCUACGCGAAUGCGCACAACCCGGCAAUAUUCGCCGCAGCUGCACCCGUCAUGGCACACGCAUUGCCCAUGUACACGCCCAUCGCCCAUGUCUCAAAUGACAACAGUGCGCAAACCUGCAUGCCUCUCGGCCUCUCAUCUUCCAGCACCGGUGUGUACAACUCACCCGCCUCGACCGGUUCGCUUCCGCAGCCAACCGCCGUGAGCAUGUCGCCCUCCUUCUCCUCGCCGACAGCCUUCUCGCAGGUGCACGUGCCGCUGGGAUUUUCGCCUGUGGCGAUGCCCGGCAUGAGCGGCGGAAAUGAGAUGAGCUCGAUGCAGUCACUGGGGGCGCCGUCGUACAUGCUGGCCACCAACGGCGCGAUGCCAUACGUCAGUGGCUACCACACGGAUACCGCCCCAGGCGGGAUGUCGUCGUACGUGCUGUGCCACUUCCAGCAGCACCCCUCGUGCGCCACUGUGAUUUCGCCGUAA